Molecule: messenger RNA, 282 nt
Organism: Protopolystoma xenopodis
Lineage: Eukaryota; Metazoa; Platyhelminthes; Monogenea; Polystomatidea; Polystomatidae
Source: the annotation of a GenBank genome assembly
AUGUGGAGUCGAGGGAGCUUGGACAAUGAAGUAGACCCAUAUUAUCAUAUCUCCCCUGUACUUUCAUUUGCGCCCCUCUCCCCCUCUAGAGCAUCCCUCAGUCAUGCCGAUCUUCAUGGGAGGACCCGUUAUUUUCUUAUCUUUCCUCGAAUCCAUGACUCUGCUAUGAGGCUGUCACGUUCUCUCGGUUUAAUCCAGUUAAUGCGGCUUACAUCAGCCCAACUUCUGAUCAUCGCCUACCUAGACAACCACAGAAAGCCCUCUCGAGCUCGGACAGGGUAG